Monoraphidium neglectum is the source of this 270-nucleotide messenger RNA. RefSeq lists its product as hypothetical. The record is from RefSeq and is a predicted model, not a curated record. The transcript has a single exon. The annotation marks the transcript as partial. Lineage: Eukaryota; Viridiplantae; Chlorophyta; Chlorophyceae; Sphaeropleales; Selenastraceae.
GCCCCUGAUGUGCAGAUGGACCUGGCCAGCCGCAGGCUCUCCCUCGAAAUCCUCAAUGGCAGCCCCUUGGUGCUUCAGAUGCGUCACCCCUCGCAUCUCAGUCGAGGUGUCCCAGCGGCUGGUGCUUGGGAGCAUGCUUACCAGCAGCAGCAGCAGCAGCAGCGGCGGCCGCAGCAGCAGCAGCAGCAGCAGCAGCAGCAGCAGCAGCAGCAGCAGCAGCAGCAGCAGCAGCAGCAGCAGCGGCGGCGACUGCGGCAGCAGCAGCGGUGA